Molecule: messenger RNA, 1017 nt
Organism: Nannizzia gypsea CBS 118893
Lineage: Eukaryota; Fungi; Ascomycota; Eurotiomycetes; Onygenales; Arthrodermataceae
Product: stress protein DDR48
Exons: 3
Coding region: 1-1017 (338 amino acids)
Source: RefSeq, a predicted model, not a curated record
AUGUCUUACAGCAACCGUGACAACGACAACUACUCCGGUAGCGGAAACAAUGACAGCUACGGCUCCGGCAACACCGGCAGCUAUGGAUCGUCAGGCCGCUCCGGCAACGACAACGACAGCUACGGCUCCAAGUCCAGGGACAACGACACCUAUGGCUCCUCGGGACGUGAUAACGACUCCUACGGAUCCAAGUCCAGGGACAACGAUACCUACGGUUCAUCUGGCCGUGACAAUGACUCCUAUGGAUCUAAGUCCAAGGACAAUGAUAGCUACGGCUCCAAGUCCAGAGACAACGAUACCUACGGUUCGUCAGGCCGUGACAAUGACAGCUACGGCUCCAAAUCCAGAGACAACGAUACCUAUGGCUCGUCAGGCCGAUCUGGCAAUGAUGAUAGCUAUGGAUCGAACAAGUCCUCCAGCAACACCUACGGUUCCUCCGGCCGUGACAACGACUCCUAUGGAUCUAAGUCCAAGGACAACGAUUCCUAUGGCUCCUCUGGCCGUGACAACGAUACCUAUGGAUCGAACAAGACCUCCAGCAACACUUAUGGUUCCAGCAACGACAAUGACUCCUAUGGAUCCAAGUCAAGAGACAACGACUCCUAUGGCUCCAAGUCCAAGGAUAACGACUCUUACGGCUCCUCCGGCCGUGACAACGACAGCUACGGCUCCAAGUCCAGAGACAACGACUCAUAUGGUUCAUCUGGCCGCUCUGGCAACACCUAUGGUUCUAGCAAUGACAAUGAUUCUUAUGGAUCCAAGUCUCGCACUUCUGGCAACACCUACGGAAGCAAUGACAACGACACCUACUCCUCCUCCAAGAAGAGCGACACCUACGGCUCCAGCAACGAUAACGACUCUUACGGAUCCAAGACCCGCCAUGACAACAGCGGAUCCGGCUACAACGACAAUGACAGCGAGAACAAGUCCGCUGCCUCCAAGGUCCUCGGUAAGGUUGGUGAGAUGAUCGGCGACAAGCUCUCUGGCAGCCACGGAGGUUCCAGCUCCAACUACUAA